UAGUAGUAGUAGCAGCAGCAGUAGUGCUAGUAGCAGCAGCAGUAGUACUAGUAGCAGCAGCAGCAGUAGUAGUAUCAUUAGUACUAGCAGCAGCAGUAGUAAUAAUCAUAAAUACUACACUGUUUGGUUUACAUGAUGGUCUCCUUGCUACCACCCUGUAAGGUGGAUUUAAUAAGGGCAGUGUGGAAUGAGCAUUCACUAGAGCCUGGUGUCAGGAAACCUUUGUUCUAGGCGGCACACAGCAGAGUUCUUUGUGCUGCAGCCUCGAGACUCGAUGGCUCUUAUAGGUAUCAGGUGCUGAAGGGAAACAGCCAUUCAGCCUAUGGUGUCAGGGGCUUUGGGGAGGGGGGUAGUGGUUGUAGUUUGGGAACUUGAUUGGGUCCUGCAGCUGAGAUGACUUAAUCUCUCUGGCUGAGCCAGGACUAGAGCUCUCAUCUCUGCUCUCCCCACCAGCAGUGGUUUCCCCUCUGGGUGGAUGUGUCCUCCCACAUCUUUACCUUUCCACUGAAUUCUGGCUGUCUGCCUGCUGGAUGUUCUUUCUGGGAUCCCAGCCUCUAAUCUUAACCUGAGUAAGGAGAACAAGGGAGGAGCCACCACCCUGGACAUUUCAGUGGGUCUAUCAUCUCCUUGUUGUGGGCAGUCUACCUGACUCCCACUCUGUCUGUCCUUUGCGAACGUUCAUUAGUGGAUGCAGUGGGGUGCAUAUCCAUCAGUCCUCCUGCCCACCUUAUUUUUGGCCCCUGGGUUUCUCCGAUGGUGCUCUUUAUGCUGCUUCUCCUGUGUUGUCUGAUUCUCCAUUGGUAACUUGGAGUGUAGGAGAAGGGCCUGUUGUGGGAGACAGUGGGCAUUUUGUUAUGGUACAUGCCCAGUUGAGUACUCUGGUGCCCUUGAGUUAGUUCCCAUUACCCAGACUCAGGGUCCUGAAGGAAGGAUGGUUUGUUAGUGAAAGAUUGUGGGAGGGUGACUGAGGGACCAUGGGGCUAGAGAAAGGCCAAUGGGCAAUUUUUUUUAAAGGAAAGUGAAUAGAGUCAACAAACUAUAACCUGACCUGACAAUUCUAGAACCUAUGAUGAAAAUGAUGUUAGCAGACUUUGAGAAAAGAGUGGUGGUCUCUGAGAGAAGGCCAGCAUAACUUGAUGGAGUUGGGGUCAUGCCAAGCAAAUCUUCUUUUCUUUGGCAGAGUCACAGGUGCUGUAGGUGUUGUGGCUACAGGUUCAGGGAAGAUAUUUGACUUUGAUAGAUGCUCUUCUAUGGAUAGGCUAGGAGCCACUGCAGGCUCAGUUAAGUAGGCUGAGAAGUGGUUGGAUGAGCUUCACUAUCAGCUUGGAGGCAGGUCUCCGGAGGAAUGCUCUGAGGAUCCAUCUGUUCUUGGCUUUGUGCUGUUUAACCCUUCUGUAGUUUUAAUUUCAUCACUGACUUUGAGGCAGGUUUAGAGCUUUGCAGGGGACCCCAAGUGGGGAUAGGGAGCUGAGUUGCUGUUUUAGAAUGUCACAUGUAGGAUGCAAAAAGGUCUUGUUGGGCUGGAAUGACAGACUGUUGGACUUCGGUCAAAUAUAGUAGGGGUGAAUGGAAAGUCUUACACCUGGUUCCAAAAAGUCAGCUUCACCAGGAGAAGACGGGGCCUAACGUCAGAUGACAGUACAUGUGGAAAAGGUCUCUGUUAAGUGGGGUGCAGGCUGAAGAAGAGCCCAGAUCAUUUUAGGCUGAAUCAGGAGAGGUGUAGAAUCCAGGGUAAGGGAGGCAGGUGAUGUUCCUGUUGACCUAGCCUUGGUUAAACCCCCUUGGAGUCCUGGGCUCAAUUCUGGACUCCACAGCUAAUCCAGAAAGUGUCUAAAGGAGGGACAACCAGGAGAGCCAAGUGCUUACACAGGCCCUGGCACAUAGUAGGUGCUUAAUAGAUGUGCCUGCCAGCCUGGCUAAGGGCUUCACUCAGCAAAAUGAAGGGGAGAAGAUCUAAGGGGCCCUGGACACAGUAACUUUGGGGACUGGGAGUACUAUUGUAUGGAGGAGGGAAUGAACUCACUUGGUGUGGUCAUGGGACAGGACUGGAAAUGGGGGUAGAAGUGGCAGAGGCAGGUUUUGGCUUGAGAGAAGAGGAGCCCUAUCUGGAACUAGAUUGGACUCCCUUGGAAGGUGGCAGGUUCCCCUUUACUGGGCAGCUGUGUUGGAGAGAAGACAUUCAUUAUGGGCAAGGUGACGGUCAGCCCUGAGAUACGGUGAAGACUGAAUUCAGCACGAUAGACUUAGAGCUAAAAAGGACUUCAGGGAUCAUCUCCUCUCUCCUCAGAGGCUCUCUCCCACCCAGUCACCUCAUUUGACCCCAGAGCCAGACCUCUUUCCUGCUUCAGUCAUUUCCCCAAUCCCUUUUGCGGCCAGUCAAUAACCUUGAGAUCGUGACCCAGCAUCACCCACCUCACAGGCUUGUUUGUGAGGUCAUUGCUUUGCCAACCUUAAAGCGCCAUGGCAGGGAAGGCACAAUCAUUGCUACUCUUCAGGACUGGGGUUGAUGUUUUCAUUUUUCCUGUGUUGUCUUGUCUACCAGGCUUGAGGGCAAGCUCCCAACUGGGCCUUAUUCUUCAAGUCUCAGAUGCCCAAGAAAUAUUUGUUGAUUGAUACACAUUGCCACCUGAAAUCAGGGGUUGGUGUGUUUUCAGGAUCGGGAUUGAGAAUAAGAAAGGGGCAUCCCUCAUUGUGUGGAGAAUGUGACUGAGAAUUUCAGAUGAGAGAGGGCUGGUGAGGUACCUGCCAAUGACGUGAAGCCCAUUCAGCCUGAGAAGCUGGAAAAGACCUCAGACAUCCAGUCUUAAUGUUGCCAGGAGGAUGAGGCAUUCCCUGGAGAAUUCCGUCCUCUCUGAGGACCCUGUCAGGAUGACCGCCCCCAUGAUGCCGCAGCAAGCCCUCCCCGAGUGGCUGGCCACCUUCUCUGCUCCAGGGCUGGAGGCUGGACAGCAGUCUGGACAUCCCCCAGCUUCAUCUUAUCCAGAAGGACACCUCGAGUACAUUGAUUCCACAGCUGUUGCAGACUCUCUCCUGGAGCUGGCUCGAUCUGUUACCUUGCCUCUGCCGUCUCUGGGAGCAGCUCAGGGGGUUUCCUUGGAGGCCCAUCAGCCCCCCUCAUCUCCUGGGCGGCUCCAGCCUUGCCAGGAGGUUACCCUGGGGCAGCUACACGUGGCUGUGUGGCCUUCCCCGGAGAAGCAGACACAGCAGGAAAGUGAGCCCGGUCCUCUUGACAUUUCUCAGCCUCUGAAGAGAAGGAAGCUUGACUUGCCCAGUGAUGACCCGCUCCCUCUUAGUCAGACCUCUCUGCAGCUCCCUGCUGCAUCCCUACUCCCAGAGUUACUGACAGUGGACAGCAGUCAGCUCUAUGACCACGGACUCGAAACUGCCUCAGCUAUAGGACAGCUGCUCAGCCUGGAUUCUUGGUCUGCUUUCUCUGCGCUUGGCGUCGGCCCGGAGACCUGCGCCGUUCCCUUCACUCCUACUUCUCCAGCUCUUUGUGAUGGGCUUCACAUGAGAGCAUUGCCUGGGGAUGGGUUUUUGCUGAACCUCGAGGGAGGCAGUGAGAACCUGCAGGAUAGGUCAGGGCCUGGGAAGAGCAUUCAGGACCCAUCUGCCCUGGUUUCCUCUAGCUUCCCAGAAGACUUUGUGGAUGCCAGCGUUUCCAUCCCCAUGGUGGGCCAGGUGGGAGAAAGGAGCUGCCCCUCAGCUCAGUACUGGACUCCAGAGCAGAUGCUACCCCUGGCUGAGUUGGCUCGUCUCCCAGAGGCAAGCUCCCUGCUCGAGACUGAUUGUGACCCGCCGGCGACUCUCCAGCCCCAAGAAGGAGCUUCGUUCUGGAAGGCGUGGGCCCAGAGGCAGAAUGAGAGAAUCCUGAAGAAGACGGGAAAAGGACCUCAGGGAGUGGGAAGAAGAAAACCUGCCCUUUUCCAGGAAGACGUCCUGUCCGUGCCCAUCGCAGAGCUGAACCAAGGCCUCUGCCUUAUGACCCAGGAGGCCAGGAGGCAGGACGGCUCCAGCUACGAAGCUGAUGUGCUCUAUUACUUAUUCCUCUGUAUCCAGAAGCAUAUGUUCGACAACAAUCGGAUCGACAACAUCUUCACGGACCUUUACUACCUGAAGUUUUUGGAAAGGCUUCACCAAGUGAUGAAAGGAUGGUGUCCUCGAGUCAGCCCCUUGGGACACGUACUGUCCAGCUGCAUCAUGGAGCAGAUGCUGUGGGACUGUCGGCAGUUGGGAGCCCACUCGCCCAGUACUCUUCUCUUUACCCUGAUGUACUUCAACACCAAAUACUUCAUCUUAAAGACGGUGGAACAACACUCACAGCUGGCCUUCUCCAAAGUGCUCAAGCAAACCCGCAAGAAUGCUGGUGUGGGCAAAGAUAAGAGCCCGACAGUGAGAUUCCUUCGGCUCUAUGGACAGAUUCUGGGUGGCCUGAAAGAGAUGUAUGGAGAGCAGCUGGAGAACCCUGAGAACCCCUUGCAGUGUCCCAUCAAGCUCUACGACUUCUAUCGCUUCAAAUGCCCCCAGAGCGCCAAAGGGCCCAGUGACGCCUUCUACUUGGUCCCGGAGCUUGUUGUGGCCCCCAACAGUCCCAUCUGGUACUCGGGCCAGCCAGUGGGCACGGAGCUGAUGGAGCAAAUGCUCACCCGAAUCCUCAUGGUUCGAGAGGUUCAGGAGGCACACGCUGCACCCCAUGUGCCUGCCUCGCGGUGAGGGACGCCCGGGACGCACACUCCCGCCCUCUGUGGCUCAGUCUGGAAGGGUCACUCGGAGACGCUUGGGAGGCAUGUGGAGCGGCUGCUCCGAGCAGGCUGGGCAGGCCCUGAAUGCCGCUCUCUUCACUGUGGUUCCAGUGUGUUUUAUUUGCUUUGUUGGAUAAGAACCGUAUUUUGAGGUUUUUUUUCUAUUUUUUUGUGGCACGAGUGCUUGGAAAUGAAUGGUGGGCAGUGUACGUGUUGGCCUGAGUCUGAAUUGUAAUGAGGGAGCCCUCUCCUGGAGGCCAGCCGGGCUCUGGGAAUCCUCAAACCCAGGACGGGCCCUUCCAUGCUGGCUCCCAGGCACAGGUUUGGUGGUUCUUGGAGGGCAGUGGCCAGCAGUGGGGAGCUUGGGGGGUGGGGCGAGGAGGUUUGCUUGCACUCCCAUGGCCAGGCUGGGGAGUGCCCAAGCUGGCUUGGGGCAAGCCAUGGGUGGGAAUUGGUGCCUACCUGAUUUUCACUCAGGCCUUGAUCCUGGAUGCUGGUCUCCCUGUGGUGUGUGGCCAGGCUUCCGUUUACUACAAGCUGAGAAUUCUGUACAACCUUACCUCAGUCGGGCUGCAGGAGGCUGGGCCUGGGGCUGCCCUGGGCCUGGAGUGCCCUUCUCCCAUUGGUCAGCUUCUCUAGGGUCAAUCUUGCAGGGAGAUUGACCUAUUUUUAUAAAUGCCUUUUUGGGAGAGAAAUCACUCUGUAGGAGUCUGGCAGUGUCAGGCUCUCUUACGGCAAUGGAACUCUGAUUUGGAAAUAAAGUUUUUCUCUCAAUCAUUCAA
Molecule: messenger RNA, 5524 nt
Organism: Dromiciops gliroides (monito del monte)
Lineage: Eukaryota; Metazoa; Chordata; Mammalia; Microbiotheria; Microbiotheriidae
Product: transcriptional regulator QRICH1-like
Exons: 9
Coding region: 2821-4713 (630 amino acids)
Source: RefSeq, a predicted model, not a curated record